Frankliniella occidentalis (western flower thrips) is the source of this 4364-nucleotide messenger RNA. It is a transcript of the gene m-cup, whose product is annotated as protein fem-1 homolog CG6966. Gene Ontology annotation, molecular function: protein binding. The coding region runs from base 1049 to 3007 and encodes 652 amino acids. The transcript is spliced from 7 exons. NCBI's taxonomy places the organism in Eukaryota, Metazoa, Arthropoda, Insecta, Thysanoptera, Thripidae. The record is from RefSeq and is a predicted model, not a curated record.
UACAAGAUUAUUUCAAUCUAGAAUGCUUACUUCAAGUUCCAACCGGGCUCGAUCAAUUCAAGUGCAUUUGGCGCUUGUAUCAAGUAAAAUGCACUUGGAUCAAGUUUAGGGUUUUCUGGGUGUAUCAGUAGUAGCAUGCCAUAUAGACGCUGCUGCAAGCGGAAGUGCGGUUGCAUUUGUGUUACCCCCUUCUCAUCUCCCUUUCUCCUAUUUUCGUUCGCGUAUUCAAAUCUUGGCCAACUGCGUCAAACCCCAAACCCUCCUCGCCUCUGGGUAGACCGUCCUCGUACAGCUGCUUUAGCGUCGCAGGCUGGCGCUUUCAGUGGCGCCUCGUGAAACAACGUUCAUUUGUGGAAACACCUCAAGGAAUUUGUAUUUUUUGGAUUUUGUUUUUGCACGAUGAAUAUGAUCAGGACCCGCGAAUGGUCGAUUUGUCUUUCCUGUUCUCCAGUCCUUCCCCGCUCCCUACACUUCCUGGUUCGGUAGUGGGGCUCAACAGGGUCAGGCCACUGCCUUAUUGUUCAUGCUUCAUUUCCGUCUAGAUGUAGUGAACGCCUAGAAAUGAAGUUUGACUGAAUUAUCUUCCCUGGUAUUUAUAUGUCCACGUUCUCCAACCCUUUUAACCUUUUCAAAGUCGUCAAAACCUCCGAUUUAUUAACCUGACCAGGACAGACCAGGACGGACGAACAUACCCAAGAAACUGGCUGUCAGACUGCUGCGGCUGCUGCGGGCUGUAUUCAGGAACGCAUCCUGUCUUCUGCGAGUGCGACUGCGACUAAGCAAACAUCGCAAUUUUAAACUGAAACACAGUAACGAUUUGAAAUAACCGUUGUGUUUAUUUCGCACUCAGUUCGUUCGUGUUUCCAUGUGCAGCAGCCUUUGAAGCAACCAUUCCCUUUUUUGCUUUGGUUCGUGGUUUGAGGAAUUGCUUGAACCGGUACCGUCGACGGUGGACAAUGCAGUCGAAGGUGCGCCAGCUGUAAAGAAGUCACGAGUGGCAAGCUUCAGCCUCGAAGUGUUGAGUCGUGGGCUAAGUCCCUUCUUUGACAUGUGGCCAAAAUAUGAUGUCAACGUCUCUCUCAAAGAAACAAUAUUUAACGAUCUCAUCGAUGAAUGUAGACAAAAUUAUCCUGGGGCUAGGUUAAGCAACAAGCUUCGCACAAGCCUUGAGCGACUGUCAGUAGAAUGCCGCAAAGAAUUAGUCAGCCGAGUCAGAGAUGGAUGUGCACCUCUCUUCAUUGCGUGUAUGAGAGGAAAUGCUGAAAUGGUUGACUAUCUCAUUAAAUUUUUGGGUGCUGAUGUUGAACAACGAGGUCUUUAUGAGGUUCCUGCUGACAGAUCUGUUCAUUUCGUCACUCCCUUAUGGUGUGCUGCUGUGUCUGGGAAAUUAAAUGUUAUUAAGUGCUUGGUCGAAAAUGGUGCAAAUGUUAAUGCUGCAUCUGAUAGUGGGUCUACACCUGUCCGAUCGGCAUGCUUUAUGACCCAUAUGGAUAUUGUCAAGUACCUUGUGGAGCAUGGAGCAGACAUAUUAAGACCUAAUUACAAUGGAGGUACUUGUCUCAUCAAUUCUGUGCAAAGUGCUCCUCUUUGCCAGUACCUUCUUCAGCAUGGUGCUGCUGUAAAUGUCAGAGAUAUUCAAAACAAAACAGCAUUACAUUAUGCUAUUCAAGAACAUCGCUGUGAAACUACUGCACUCCUUUUGGACCAUGGGGCAGAUCCGCAUGCUUGUUCUCGGCUCAGUGAUGAUGCUCUGCGCACUGCUUGUAUUAAGGGAGCCCAAGCUAUAUUUGAUCUACUACGAGACAGAGUUUGUUAUGAACCAGAGAAACUUGCUGAUGCUUAUGAACUACUUGGAUCAACUCUUCUUGAUGAACAUAAUGAUACCCAAAAUGCUUUACAACAUUGGAGAACUGCAUUACAAAUUAGACAAUUAAAUGGUAAAGAUGGCAUGCCCAUCCCUAAAAGACCAAUUAUGUCUCCAAAGGAAACUUUCAACUUUUCAAAAGAAUUUGAAAGUGCUGAAGAUUUAAACUCGCUAGAUGUGGAUGCUAUGCGCAUGCAAAGUCUAUUGAUUUGUGAACGAGUACUAGGAGAGCAGCACAAAGACACAUUAUUUCGUUUAAUGUAUCGUGGUGCAGCUUAUGCUGAUGCUCUUCGAUACCAGCGCUGUAUUGAUCUGUGGCGACGGGCUCUUGAAGUCCGCAUCGUGAAGGAUUCAAUACUGACUGGUGAUACAUGCUUUACUGCUCAAGCCUUAGUUCGUCUCUUUGUUGAUCUAAAUGAAAAGCUUCUACUGAUGCAUGAUGGCGAAGGUGAAGGAAAAAUGCCUCGAUUUGAGGAUGUGGCAUCUGUCUUUUUGAUGUUAGCCACUCCUUUAAUUGAAUCUAGGCCGUUAUUAGAGAUUCACCCAAUCAACAAACGUCAACAAGAAAGUUAUGAUCGUAUUUUGAGGUGCAUUACUCACCUUGUUUAUUUAUUGGUUAAAACUGCUAAGUCAGAACAAGACCAGCACAAGGUUUACAGUCUAGUUACGGAUCUCAUAAGGUACAAUCCCUGCUCUGCGACUACAGGAGACUCUCUGCUCCAUCUUUGUGUGUCAAAACUGAAUACCAUCAAAAGCAGCUACUUUGCAGAAGACAAUCAAGUGACUCAGGUUGUAUUUCCUGAUUUGGAAGUGACCAAAGUACUCCUUCAGUGUGGUGCUCCAGUCCGAGCAACUAAUAAAUCUAGGUCAACACCCCUUCAUGUUGCCUCCAAUCCGUACAAUUUUGAUAAUAAACUGGUCAAGCUGCUACUGGAUCAUGGUGCUCAUCUAGAUCAAUCAAAUAAAUCAGGGGAAAGGCCCUCUGUAACUAUACCAAACAAUAAAAAUAACACAAUAAACUUAGUGAAUUAUACUACGCUCAGGUGUUUAGCUGCUGUUGUAGUAUGCAGGUACAGAAUUCCAUAUCGUGGUCAGGUUCCAAGCACUUUAGAAAACUUUAUGAAGAUCCAUGAUUAUUGUUAGUAAUGUACUGUAAGUUUACCUAUGUAUCAGAGGUAUAUUUCCUACAAAUACUGUCUAACUGUUUUAAAUAUCCCAAGUUAUCCAAUUUUAAAUUUAUUUAUCUAGUUAGCCUCUUAAUUUAUUCACCAAUCAAUCCUUGCCAAUCGAAUGAACAUUCUUUGUUUGCUACUUUUCAAUCAACUGUUAUGGUUCAAUGUGAAACUACUUUUUUAUGAUGCUGCUUUUAGGUAUCAAGUAUUCCAGUAGGAAUUGACAAUUUUAAGUCUUUGUAAAUACUGGAAUGUGAUUUCAAAGUAACUUAACUGCUCCUUUUAUAAUUUUUUAUAAAAAAUGUGCUUUGUCUUGGUUUUCUUAAUUCCCUGACGUGAAAUGGUGCACUAGUACUGUUUUAUUAGACAAGCAGAUUGUUUUUCGUGAGUAGUUAAACUGAAGUUAAAUCAUUUAUUUCUCCCGAAUUCUGUUAUUGCUCUUCCUGCAGAUGGCAAAAACUUCUUUGUGAUUCAAAGAAUUCUAUUUUUAUUAUCAAAAUUGCUUGUCUGUUGUACAUAUAGGUAGGUAGGUAUCAUAGCAUUCUUUGUUGUUUAUGUUUUGCUUUUGUUUUUCUAAUUUUAUCAUGUAGUUGUUUUCUUUGUUCUCUUUUUAGCACUGUUGUAUGUUGUACAGUAUUAGCAUCAUCUGUGAAAGACUGUGAGACUACAAAUCAUGUGGUAUUUGUAAGCAGCUUUAAUUUCUUCCAAUAAUGUGUUCUUCCUCAUUGAAAUUCCGGCUUUAUAAUCUUGCCAACUUGUGUGUUUGCUUAGUUGUAGUUCAUUUAAAAUUGACACAUUACUUCUGUAAAUUGUAAGGAGCUGGGAUUUCGAGUAUCUAAUGGUUAAUUUGCUUGUUUUCACCGAAUAAAUGCCACUAUUUUGUUUGCAGUUGUGAAUUAGAAAGUAACCAACCAGUGUCUGAAUUCACCUUUGUUCUAAAUUUCUGAAUUGCUGCUUACAGCUCUGGUGUGAUAUUUUUAUUAGUCUGUUUAAUAUUUGUGCACAAUUAAUUGUAUCAUAUAAAUCUAUGUAUCUAUCUUUCUUUAAAUGAAUACUACCAUGUGUUACUAGGAUAUGAGCGCUGGAGACAGUGUUUGUUAAGCAGUCAUGUUGAAGUAGAUUCUUAAUUUAUUUUAUCCCUACACAUGUUGUCAGAAGAAAAGGAGAAAUGUACUGAAAGGGAUAUUUGUUAUUGUGUCCUGUUUUUGUUAGAUAAGUUGUUAUGUGAUAUGAUUAUUUAUUUUCUGUGUUGUGCUCCAUUCAGUCAGUUAUGGAAGCUGAACUAACAUUCAGUUUUCUAAUUAAAUACACCACUCCUAAACUGAAAA